Molecule: messenger RNA, 2525 nt
Organism: Hylaeus volcanicus
Lineage: Eukaryota; Metazoa; Arthropoda; Insecta; Hymenoptera; Colletidae
Exons: 6
Coding region: 697-1668 (323 amino acids)
Source: RefSeq, a predicted model, not a curated record
UUAUUUCGAUGUGGGAGAAUCAUUAUGUACUCUCCCGCUCGUAAUUGGUGUUCAGGUAUUAUCGCCAAACUCUCUCUACCGGAGUCCCUGUGCCGGUUUCCGAGAGAAGUCGCAUCGUUAAGCGCGAAAAAAAUUGUAUAGAAAACGAAUUCAAAUAUUAUGGUUUGUAUUUUUUUUUUUCGUAAAAUUCAUUCGAUAACGCAUAUUUUAAAAAAAGAAACAUCUAAUUUGGUCAAUUUUUAGCAGAGCUAGUUAUUUGAAAAAUUCAUAACUUUUUUUUUGGUUCAGCACAAAGAACUGCAAACAUUCACAAAAAUAUAUUUAGUAGGAUAUUAUAAUAGAAAAAAAAUGUUCGGAUCCAAAAGUGUUCGAAAUGGCUUGGAAUGCCGCAUAUAUAUAUAUGCAUAUAUUGAAUUAUUAUAUUUACUUGUUGAUACCGAUUUCAAUACAUAUGUAUAAUAAGAAAAAAUUAAAGAUAAAAAAGCUUCGUCGUUGCUUUAGUAUCCGUCCCACUGAUAUCAUACCGAGUUCGUACUCAGGAUCUAUGACUAGAGCCAGUGACAACGCUAGCUGAUCAGUAUUGCACCGUGCGCACUACAGUGAGGACGCAGAGAAGAGUCCGGGCUUUUUUACUGCGGACAAAAUUCAUAUGUGCAAUAUCGAGUUUAAUGGUUCGAAUUCUGCGUUCGUGGUCCAAUGUGCGAUCUUCCCAAAUAUUUCAAAGAAGAAAAGGAAGAUGAAGACAAAAUAGACAAACGCUAUUUAAAGAGCAAAGUAAGAAAAAAGCGGCUUGCGUUGUCUGCAAAACGACUGUCGAAAACUAAAAAGAGUCGAGAAAACCGAAAAAAAGCAGCGGCCCUCGGGGCAAGUCAAAGCACCGCAGCGGAACCAGGUACUUCUUCAGGUACUCCGUAUAAAGUUUUUAUAAAGACAGAACAUGAAAUUAUUGAUAAAUUUAUAGAAGAAGCAGAUGUAGCAAAAAACGGCGAAGUAUUAGAAGAAAAAUAUUUAAAUGCAGAGAAGAAAACAAUAACAUCAGUAACGGAAGGCAAUAACCUGAAAAUUAGCGGCGAAAUAUCUUCCGUAACGGACAUCGUCAAAAAAACUGAAGAAGAUGCCGAAAAUUCUAUGGAUGACGACUGUAACUGGAUGGUAGAGCAAGCCGAACCAGAACAGUCGGAAAAUCCAAUUUCUGGAGGAAUAGACUUCGCCGAUUUUGCAUAUGUUUUCGAGCAAAUAAAAAAUUUGCAAAAACAUUCGUCUAUUGGCUGCGGCAUUGAACAUUUUAACAUAGUUGGAUGUCAACAGUACGGAUUGGAAAAAACGUACAAUGUUCGAUGCCGAAUGUGCAAUCACGUGGAGCGCAUAUCCUGCCUUCGGCCGAGCGAUGCCAGUAUAGACAUCAACAACGCCGCUGUUUCCGCAACAAUGGUGACGGGCGGCGGGUAUAAUCAACUCGAAGAGGUAAUGUCUGCCAUGAACGUGUCCUGCAUGACGAAAAGGAUCUUCCAGAAAUGUCACAAUGACAUAAUCGAUGCGUUCGAAGUGGCCGCACAACGUGAAAUGGAAGAUGCAGGAAGAGAGGAGAAAGAAUCAGCCAUAACAAGAGGCGACGUAGUUCCAGGAUCUGGUAUACCGUGGAUAUCGGUUGUCGCAGACGGCAGCUAGAUGAGAAGGUCAUACCGCAGAGGAGAUUACAAUUCUCUUUCUGGCGUGGGAGGCGAACGCUGAGCUAUUGCUCGGUAACCGCCACCCGAGGAGAGCCCCACAUAACCCGGAUUCUUCCCAGAGAACCCGGGUAUGCGUAAUGCAUUUUCACUCGAAAAAUCAAAAAAAAAAAAAACAAAAAGUUAUGGACAAGAGGUGCCAAGGCACCUCGGAAGGGUCACCAUCAAAACAGAAGAAACAGUAUACUCUUCCGAGUGUGAAAGGCACGUGGCUACACUCAUAUAUAUAAUGUAUAUAAAUGAAUUUGCUUUAGCUUUUUUUUCACCGACCAGUAUCAAAGGCAAAAGUUAAGCUAUAUGAAGCGAGGAAAGAAAGUUCUAUGACCAAAAAUUAGAAUCGAAAGGGGCCAGUGCUAUUGCAGCAAAAUAUUUCUCAGAAGUAGUAAACAUUAAUAAUAGAGUCUUUAGAAAAUAUAGAUGAAACCAGGGUGUACAGCAUGUUAGUUCAAGAGAUGUAGUAUCAUCUCUUAAACAGGAAAAUCUUCAUUUGUCGCGGUAUACGUUACAGGAUAGAGGAGUGUGAUUUAGUUUCAAGUCGAUUAAAAUAUGAAAUUAGUUUUAUUUAAAUGUAUUCAGUUAACAUUGGUAAGGUAUAUGCUUCCAAUAUAUGAUUGUAUAUGUAUGUUUCAUGUAUUUGUGUCUUAUGUUCAUUUUUAUGUGCAAUAUUUUUGUUCGAAUACUGGUAAGGUUUUCUGCAGUCUCCUUACUCUUAGCAAUAAAUGUUGGUAUUCAUGUAAUAAAUCGGCUGCAGACGUAAAAACUAAAUAAAUAAUGAGUCGUUUUCCACUUUUUGUUGUA